AUGAACAAUUUGGUACAUACGCCAAACCGGAGGCUAGACGGACUUUCGCACAGCACCACCGCCCGGAACACAGUUCCGCAAAACGCGGCCCCUCCGCAGAGCACGAUCCCAUCGCCGGAUUCACACGGCUCGCAAACACAAGACGAUCCCCUGAAUCAGUCUCUCAUUGAUUUUGAAGGAGCAGAUCUUUCAAAUUUCAACAACGACAACAACAAUCAAGUCAUGGACAUCAGAAGUGCUCGGUUGGAACCCUUUUGGGUCCAUGCGCCGAAGCUUUGGUUUAUGUCAGCAGAAGCGUACUUUCAACAACACAGAAUAACCUCGGACACAUCCAAAUUCAACGCAGUUGUCACGCAUUUGGGUUCAACCGUGAUGCUUCAAGUCUCGGACCUCGUAGAGGAUGCACCAGUAAACGAUAAGUACCUUACAAUCAAACAAACUCUUAUUGAACGGUUCUCCGACUCAAAACAAAAACAACUCAACAGGUUGUUAACGGAGAUGGAACUGGGCGACAAAAAGCCAUCGCAGCUGCAUCGAGAGAUGAAGAGACUUGCGGGCGAUAGCCUCUCCGCUGAAGCCCUGCGUACCCUUUGGAUGCAACGUAUGCCAUUUAAUGUGCAAUGUAGUCUCGCAGCGUAUGAGGAUAAUCCGCUGGAAAAAUUAGCUGCAAUAGCAGAUCGCAUGACAGAGCUCACACCAUCACCGCACAAUCACAGUUUCGCUGUCAAUGCGAUACACAAACCAUCGGCAGGCGAUACGGCAACAACCGACUACGGUCAGCGAUUGGGACGUCUCGAGAAAGGCUUAGCAGAAGUGACAGCGUUACUAAAAAAGAAUCUUAGCGUGUCCAAUACAGGAGCUAAAGACGAGGAGAGUUCCAGGCAAACACGCACACGAGCAAGAAGUCGUUCCAGAGACGCAGCAAUAUGUUUCUUCCAUCGACGUUUUGGGCCAGCGGCCAGACGAUGCGAAAAACCAUGUGUUUUUGGUCCGACACCAUCAGCAACAGCAAAUACAGCGCCACAGGAAAACUAA
Messenger RNA from Venturia canescens, 1035 nucleotides. RefSeq lists its product as uncharacterized. The transcript has a single exon. Bases 1 to 1035 code for a protein of 344 amino acids. The record is from RefSeq and is a predicted model, not a curated record. Lineage: Eukaryota; Metazoa; Arthropoda; Insecta; Hymenoptera; Ichneumonidae.